AUGGCUCCCAGGGGCCCGAUGAAGCGCUCCCACCUGCGGCAGGUGAGUGCGGCGAGCCUCGACUCGCUCUCAACCGCCCGAUCGCUUGGUACCUCCCAUCGCGAGACGAGCGAGAUGCCCGAACCGAUCGCCGACGGGGGGCCCCCGCGCCCCUUUCGCAUCUCCCUGGCGGGCUUCAACCGCAGGCCGUGUACGCUGUGGGUGCACGACGAGUCCUUCGCCCGCGACGAGGUCCUCUUCAACCCGGCCGCCUUUACCGACACCGACGUCCGCGUCGGCGAUGUCGUGGAGAUCCUGCCCAAUCGCGGGCCUGGCGAGACGGCCACCGGUGCCGCCGCCGCGCACCUCUCGCCGUCGGCGAUAAUGAAGCCUGACCAUGGCGUGCGCUCGGCGCGUGAAAGCCAUGUCGAGCGGUCUUCGACGCGGACGGGGCCCGCCGCGGCCGCCGCGGCAGCCUCCUCCAAGUUCACGACCCCGUUGCAGAACCGGUGUCUGUUUGUCGUCAAGCCGCUGCCACCGGAGAUCCUCGCCAGGCAUCCCAAACUGGAGAUCUCGGUCACCAGCAGCAUUGCCAAUAUCUUUGGCUUCAAGAACAGGACCCCCGUGCUGCUGUCCAUCGUCGAGCGCGCCCAGUGCGCCGCCUCCCAUGUGGAACUCUCCUUCCGGGACCAGUUCCUGGUCCGCUCUGACAUGUGGCGGCUCGUCAUGUCAGACCUGGUCAACAAAGUCGUGUACAAGGGUCAGAAGAUCCUGUUCAUGGGCACCAUCCGCGCCACUGUCAAGGCCAUUUUCAUCCGUGGGAAGAAGGUGCUCUCGGGCUACUUCUCGCCGCAUACCAUCCCGGUUUUCCGCAGCGAGUCGGCCAAAUACGUCCUCUUCAUCCAGAUGUCCAGGGAGAUGUGGGAUUUCGACUCCGAGGGCACGGGUGACAUCCUGUUCAGCCGCGUCAUCAAUGGCUUCCUCCCGGAGCUCUUCAAACGAUGGGUAAAUAUUGACGCCAAGCAUCUCGUUACCAUAGUCCUCUUCACGAGGGUCGAGUACGAUGCCUCGGCGGGAGCCGGUCUGUCGACCCUCAGCGUAGGGAGUAUCAAGAGCAUAUCCACCCCGAAUCAUGUCCCCACGAGGGACUUCUAUCGCGUCGUGGUCAACGAUAUGGCCAGCGGUCACUGGACAACCAUCUUGGACGAAUUAAAACGGGACUUCCGGACCUUCUUGAGAGACGUCUCGCUCCAUAAAGUCGACGACAGCGACGCCCAGACUUCCUCGGCGUCGAUUGCCGGACGGCCAAGCACCGCUCUGCGCGGCAAUAUCCUCGAGGCGAUCCAUCUUGCCUCGGCUCACCUUGCCUUUGACCAUCUCGACCGGGACAUGAUACACACCGGUACCUCCAUCAUCGUCAUCACGCCUGGCAGCGGUGUCUUUGAAGUCUCCUACGAUUCUCUCGCGUCCACCACCGAGGCUCUCACAAACCGUGGGAUCGCCAUCGAUCUAGUCUGUCUCAGCCCGAUGCCCUUGCACUCCGUUCCACUCUUCAAAUACCGGGAACCAGGCCCACCCCAGCCGCCCAAACCCUCGUUUAGUGGCAUUCAUAGUGCGGAGCUCUCGCCAGACCUUCGCCAUGCAAGUCCCAGCUUCCUCAGCCGAUCAUCCCAUCUCUCCCCAGGAUCCUAUGAUCCUUUGGCUCACCCGCUACCCCGAGAAAUGCACAGCACAAAGCCAAAGGAUUGGAGCUAUGGCAUCCCCCACUGGCUGGAUAUCUCGUUCUGGAACCCAGAGACGUACCGAGAAGCCAGGAGGCUGCAAAAAAAGGACCCCAACGCACCCAUUCCAUUCACCAUCACCAAACAGUCAAAGCUUUUCAAGCCGAGGGUGCGAAUGUACGAGAUUCAGAUGAUGGGUGUGAUGGAGAGCGAGCAGUCCAACAUCUCCAUUCCGUACCUCUCCGAAGGCCAAGGGCCGAGCCGAACGCCCGGCUCUGCGCUGAUGUUAAAUGCAACCAGCUUCAGCUCCGCCAAGUCUCCCUAUAGACACAGCUCCUCCUCUUUUAGGGCCCAGCUGAGCGAUAGUCUACGCCCGGAGCCUUUCCUUCAGAACAUGGCCAGCUCGAAAGAGAUGUUCCUUCCUGGCUCCAAGAAAUCCCAAAAGUCCAUGCUCACCUGGAUGGACCAGUAUGACGAAGCAGUCUUCCACCCGUUUCCCAAACGCCGCGCUACGAAAAAAUCUUCUAAAUCAAAACGACCGAGCGAACCGGAGGUCGUCGUCUCAGCGGUGCAUGAGCGGGUCUCUGCACGGGCGAUAUCGAAACUACGGGAACAUGAAGACCAUCUGAACGAGCGAGCGCAGGCUGCUGCUCGCGGCAGAGUGGACUUGGAAUUGUCUUUUCCGAAGAGUCCUGUAUCUACUACUGUUACUACCACUACUCCUACUACUACCACUACUACUACUGCUACUCCUACACCCCCCUCACCCAAGAAGCCCGCCCUCAAGACGACUCCGGCGCCACGCGGUUCGAGGAUCUCCCGUACCAUCAGCUUCGCUCUUCGGGGUCUCAGCGCUACUCCUCCGCGAGCGCAAGCCAGUACGGAGGUCAACGUGGAGCACGCACAGGUUCUGCCCACGAAACUCAAGUCACCGGCGCGUACCCUCUCGGACAACAGGAGCGUCGAGUCGCUCAGCCCCUCGGAUACUGCGUCGACUUCAACGGUCAUAGAGGUGUCGUCGCCCCGUCCGGGAACGCCUCAGAAGCUGGCCAAAGACACUGCCAUCACGCCAUCGCGGCCAAUAUCAAUCAAGGUUCCAGUGAAGAAGCCAUCCCAGGAUGACUCCGAGCAGUCUCACAAUUCAGUCAUCCGCGAAUCCUUCUCCACCCCGCCUGGAAUCGACGUCCCAUUCCGAGCCGACCAUCUGACGGACCAUCGACCUCGGCAACAGAGCCUCAAAUUCGACGUGCCGGUCAACGCUGGGUUCCGGGAAAGGAGCCUGGCCAGCAAGUCGCUGAGUCCGUGGGUUCGUUCCAUCGACCCCUGCAGUACCCACAAGAAGGUCUUCCGGGACGCCAGCUGGUUUGGGCGCUGGCAGCAUGCAUACCCGCGGCCGCCGCAUGUUGCACUGGUCAAAUGGAAGAGUCUGAAAUCUCCUGCAGUGCUGCCGAUCACGACCGAGGAGUUCCCGACUGCGACGGAGCUCACGUGUGACUAUCUCCAAACUCCCUACCGGGUGUUUCCGAACGAGGAUUCCGAAGGCAUCGAGGCCCCCAAGACGCGCGAUGCGCUCCUGCGCGAGAUGAUCUCUCUUCGCCUGUCCCAUGGCUUCCAGCUCGUGGUCGGGGGAAACCUGGCGGAUGUCACGGGCCAAUACACGCUGGAAACGGUGAAUGUGUUUGACGACCGCGGCCUGGACCGAGACGGGACGACUGUCUUCUUGUCCAAGGGAAACGCCAUCCACCGGCUCGUGUGUGUCGACGGAGGGGAGAUCGAAGUCACCCGCUACACGCAUCGGGCCUCGACCUCGUUGAUCGGGGAGAGGAAGAACAACUUCACGCUCUACUCGCCCGCCAUUCGCACGAUUCUCAGCCCCAAGUACGAGGUCAAGGAUAUCCGCAUGGAAUCGACGGUCGAAGAAUACAACUGGAACUACGCCGACAACUAUACCGCCGGCCAUCGGGACUACCUCAUGAAUCCCUCGCAGCAGCUUCAGUUCUGGCGCGCUCGGUACGUGUUGAUUCCGCUGCCGCUGCAUGCCAACACCCGCCGCCACCUGCAGUCGUUCAACCAGUCGCUCGGCGAGGAUAACGAGGAGGAAAUCCAUCUGUUGGGGAUCAGCCAACUGACGCAUAUGUGGCAACGAUACAAGUACGUCGCCCCGGAAGAAAAGCGGUUCGAGACCGGUUCGAACAAGAAGAGAGGCCUCAACCCGCUGGACAUCAUCUACCAGACGCGCAAUCCGUCCGAGAUAGUGGCGGCAGAGCUGGACCGGAUCCUUCUCACAGACCCGCGACUCGACAACCCGCCCGCCCAGCUGCUGCCCGAGUCGGAACUGCUGGACCGGUCCAACAUCAGCCUGUCGUCGCUCGCCCAGAUCAUGCAGGGGGAGAAGGGUGUGCGGCUGAUGGACCGCCGAUGGCACUGGCGCCUCCAUUACAACUGCUUCAUCGGAAACGAGCUCACCACCUGGCUGGUGCAGAAUUUCCGGGACAUCGAUACUCGCGAGGAGGCCGUGGAGUUUGGCAACGAGCUGUUCCGACACGGCCUGUUCGAGCACGUCGAGAAACGCCACAACUUCCGCGAUGGCAACUACUUCUACCAGAUCGCGAGCGAGUACCGGCACUUCCGCCCCGAGUCUCGUACAGGUUGGUUCCCCCCCAAACGCAGCGACAAGUCGGUUCCUUCGACACCCGCGGGGGAACGCCCUCGCGACUCGCCUGCCGCCGCGGCCCCUUCUUCCUCCAGCCAUGCUCGCUCAGACAGCACCGAGCAGCCGCACGUAACCCCGGGGUUUGGCACGCCCUCCAAAACCAAGAACAAGGUUGCCAUCACACUCUCCAAGACGAUGAAGUACGACGUCGAUCCACGCAAGCGAUCCAACCGGCCGGAGGUCGUGGAUCUGCACUACGACCGCCUGCACAACCCAGAGAACUGCUUCCACAUCGAGUUGGGCUGGAUGAACACGACUCCGAAGCUGAUCGAGGACACGGUGCUCUCGUGGGGCUCGACAGCCGAGCGCUUUGGCCUCAAGCUCGUCCAGGUGCCCAUCAGCGAGGUCUGCGCCAUCGAACGGGCCCCCCGGUUCCGCCAGCCGUUCCGUAUCCAGCUCAAGAUCCCUCCGCCCAAGGCCCCCGUGCCGACGGUGAUGAACGUCACCUCCUCCUCUUCGUCGUCGUCGGUGUCUUUACACUCUCUCCAACCCGGCUCACCGGACAACCUCUACUUCCAGAAAGCCCUGCUCCGCAAGUUUGAGUUUGUGCUCGACUUCGAAGCCGACUCGGCCUACCCGCCUGACGUGGAGGUGUCAUAUUCCUGGGGCAAGCCCGAGUAUCGGUACCCGCAGUACAUCCACCGGUCCGGCACCCUGCUCGUCCAGAUCACCGACGACGGUGACUUCCUGCUGCUGGCUAACCGGCUGCUGAGCACCCGCGGCAGCACCACCGCCAGCCGCGACGCCGCCAAGAUAGACCGCACCGAGGUACAUCGCCCGCGCGCCGCAACCUACGAUCCCCUCGCUGGCGGUCCCUCGCCACGUCUCUCGCCCGCCCUCCGGCCCGUCCCAGAACGAGGAGACGCCGCGAGCCCUUUCUCCGCCCAUGUCAGCAGCGGCGGCGAUGCCCCGAGCCUGUACCGUGCCCCGGAAUACAUCCUGCACCAGCUGCUCGACUUCUGCAGCGACGCCGCCCGUCUGGAGCAGUUCUACAGCGAGUCGCAUGUGCGCCCGGCGUCCACCAGGGUCGGCCCAGCCACAGCCUCGCUGAUGGAGGCCUCCAUCCCCUCGCUCGAGCUGCCCGCCAGCCUGGUCGGCCACCACAUCUCGCCGCCGCCGGCGCUCAGCUCACGCCUCAUCUCCCAGGACGGGACGCCGUGGGACGCGCGGGCGCGCACCCGUACCGACAGCGUCAGCCACAAGGACAGUCCGAGGAGUGGCAGCUUACGACCUUUACUCUGA
Messenger RNA from Penicilliopsis zonata CBS 506.65, 5655 nucleotides. RefSeq lists its product as hypothetical. Gene Ontology annotation, cellular component: GATOR1 complex. The coding region runs from base 1 to 5655 and encodes 1884 amino acids. Lineage: Eukaryota; Fungi; Ascomycota; Eurotiomycetes; Eurotiales; Aspergillaceae. The transcript is spliced from 2 exons. The record is from RefSeq and is a predicted model, not a curated record. Gene Ontology annotation, biological process: intracellular signal transduction; negative regulation of TORC1 signaling; positive regulation of autophagy. Gene Ontology annotation, molecular function: GTPase activator activity.